This is a messenger RNA of Neltuma alba, 730 nucleotides long. RefSeq lists its product as uncharacterized. Gene Ontology annotation, molecular function: metal ion binding. The transcript is spliced from 3 exons. The coding region runs from base 1 to 351 and encodes 116 amino acids. NCBI's taxonomy places the organism in Eukaryota, Viridiplantae, Streptophyta, Magnoliopsida, Fabales, Fabaceae. The record is from RefSeq and is a predicted model, not a curated record.
AUGGCGCUUUCGAUUUCAACUCUGAACCAUUUCGCUUCGACACAACUCAAAUGCUUUCCUUCCAACUUCACCAUUCUCGCCUCCUCCUUCUCCUUUCUUGUUCCUUCUUCUGCCUCUUCUACCUUCUCGCCGAGGAGAUUUUCUGCGCUGGCCAUUCCCAAACGCUGUCGUUUCCGACGCGUUUCUGCCUCUGCUGCUUCUGGAGAUGACGAUUCCCGACGGGCUGGUGAACUUUCGUCCCUCUCACCUGAAGUUGUUGUUCUCAAUGUUGAGGGUAUGAUGUGCGAGGGAUGUGCAGAUAGUGUGAAAAAGCUUCUGGAGAGUCGACCUCAAGUACAUCUGCUAGCGUAAAUCUAACAGAAAAACUAGCAACAGUUUGGCCAGCACCUGAAGCAAAAACUGAAUCAAAUUGGCAUAAUAAAUUAGGAGGUGGACUUGCAGAGCAUUUAACAAACUGCGGCUUCAAGUCUAGCCUUCAAGGUAGAGAUUCAAGACCAUCAGCUUUUUUAUCGUGCCAUUCAGUUUCCAUACAAUUUUCACCGUUUCGCCACAGUUGAUGCAGUGCUAAUAUGUUUGAUUUAUGAAAUUUCAUGUGAAUGUCGAGAUAGAAUCAUGAAGCUUAUGAUAAUACUAUUAGCCUGGCACUUAUAAAUUUAAUUUCAAUGUAUCAAGGAAAGCUGCAAAGUAGACAGCUCUUAUAUCCUUCUUUAUAAACCAGGAAUCCUUCCUU